AUGGCCGUCCUGUCGCUCCCGCUCACUUUCUCCAACUCGUUCUGGACUGAGGACUACCGGAAAGGGCUGGAAGUCUUGUAUGGCCAACUGGAACAGGACAGUGGUCGUGACCUCUUUCACCCAGGGAAUGCAGAGAACGCUGAGGCCGCGCAGUUCGUCCGGGCGCGUGCCGCAGCCGAGCUCGCGAUCGGUGCGACGCUCAAGGCGGAGUCUCCCGCUAACUCGACUUUCGAAAAAGAUGAUGGGGCAUCACUGCACAUGGCCAUGAAAGGCCUGCGCGAGGCCACGAUCGCUCAGGGCCUCCUACACGAAACCGUGGCGAAAGAGCUGAUCGUCGACGUCGCGGAACCCUUUGAGAAGUGGGCGGAGAAUCACAAGAAUCGUCUCUUAGACAGCAAGGCCAACACUCUCGAGGGUUGGGUGUACUCAUACGAGCAUGAUUCGGCCGAGGUUACCAGGCUCAAGAAUGACUACCUGACCAAGACCCGCAAGGCAGACGAGGCAGACGACGAUGCUCGCUUUGCGCCCAUCACGCACCCUGUCGGGGAUCAGUACACAUCGCCAAAGAUAAAACCCCUGAAUGCGAGCACGGAAGCGAGGCGUCCCCCACAACGCCAGGCAACUAUGUCUGAGCGCAUCACGGCGCGCCUCAAGGAGUUCAGGCUGAAUGCAGGUGCUGCACCGCCCCCCCUCCCCACAAAGCCGGAGGUGCACUUCGACGCUGAUGAGGAAGAGAAAGUAACUCCUAAGGCAGACAAAGGCAAGGGUCGCGCGUCCGACGUCGGUUCUGGCGGCAGCACGCCCAAGCGCAUGAUGUCGCCCCCGCCGUUGGAUCCACCGAUGCCUCCGGCCAGGAUCAACCCACCUAGGCUCACGACAGAUCCAGUGCCGCCGCCUCCGCCGCCUCCCAUGGAUGUUGCAGGCGUCAUGAUGAGUCCUACCGAGGUUACAACCAUGCUCAAGAAGGCGAAGGAGAGCCUUGAUCUUCGCCCUAUUCGCUUCCCUCUACUGGGCGAGUAUCAGGACGCUUUCUCCGGAGAGGAGUUCGCCACUUGGCUCAAGGAGAACGUGAAGGAAUUCAACGGGAACCUCGAUCAUGCGGAGGUCGCCGGUCGUAUUCUCACUGAGAAGUUCAACUUACUCCGCCGCAUUGGCGACCUUGGCAAUGACUUUGAGAACGCGGACGACGCGUUCUACCAGUUCCGCGCCCGUGCCUUCAACCUCGAUGUACCCGCACCGACUCCUGGCAAGGGCCUGACGACUGCGGCAGCCGUCCUCACUCCUAUCGAGCAGCGACUCUCCCCUCUGGCUCAGAAUGUCGCAGGUCGGACCGGAGGCUUGGCCAGUCUCGUUUCCAAAGCAUUUAACGCGAACGGGGAGCCCGCACAUGUCCGUGCCCGCCGCGAGGCAGAGACUGCUGAUCAAGAUUACCGGACGGCUGUACGCAAGCUCGACAAGCGACGACUGGGGCUCGAGGAACGCAUCGAGGAGACCCUGAAGCUACUUCAGAAGUGGGAGCUCGAGCGGCUUCGUGCGAUCAAGACGGUGCUCGCGCAGUAUCACACGGAAUUGGGCAAGCUGUCGACGAGUUACAGCAGUUCGACUGUGCACGUCGAGACGUUGAUGACAUCGUUCCAGCCUGAGAGCGACAUCAAGGUGCUCAUCGAGCGCUCCCGCACCGGUCCGUUCCGCCCUGUUGCCCAGGUUUACGAGUCGAUCGCCCACGAUGAGUCCGACGUCGUGUUUGGCAUCGACCUGCGCAAGUGGGCCGACAGUGCGUACUGGAACGUCACUGCUCCCGGGGAGAAGAAGGAGGAGGUGCCCCCGAUGCUCUCCGCGCUCCUCGCCGCGCUCGUCGAAGCAUACCCGAAGCUCCCCUCUGACGCGGAGAAGCGCAAGACUUGGGUUUACGAGGUCCCUCUUCCGGCUGUGCAUCAUCUCCGCGAGACGCUCAGCGCCGUACCGCCCGAGGAGGACAUCCCGCAUGACAUGCUGGAGAAGUACGAUGCGCCGGUGCUUGCCAGUGGCGUCAGGCUCUGGGCGCUCGAGCUGGACCCGCCCCUGUGCAUGUAUGAGGGCUGGGACGAGUUCCGGAAGCUGUAUCCCACCGUCGGAAGCAGUGCGAAUCCUGUACUCAAGCCCACUACUGAGCAACAUAUCCUGGACGUACAGGCGGCUCUACAGAAGCUGCCGAAGGUGCACUUAUGUCUCAUCAAGUCCACGAAGGAGUCUGAGACCGAGAAUAAUGAGGUCUACAUUGCGAAGCUGGCGCUCAGCCUUGGACGUUCCAUUCUCAGGCCGAAGACCGAGAACCAUUUGUCUCUUCAGGACCGUCAUCCCACUCUGCUGUUCAUUGACCUUCUCGGCAAGUAUGACGAGAUUCUUCCUCCUGCUAUCAUCAAAAAGAAGCGGGAGUCGGAGCGGAAAGUUCCCGUGCGGCGUCGCACUCGUCCCGUGGACAUGCGCAUGUCACGUUCCCGCAUUUCCGCCGGCAUGGAUCUGAAGGAGCUCCAGGCCCAGCAAUUGGCGCAGCGAGGUAUCAAGGUUGGCAGCAAGUCGCCUCCCCCGGUUCCCGCCAUUCCCGGCGGUUUCGCUGCCGCGACUACGGCCGUCAACGGCAGUCGCGGCGCCGUACUUCCUCAGGUUCCUGAAAGCCCCCGUCAGUUCACUGACGAGCCGCAAGGCAUGGUCCACGACGAGCCUGCAUCGUUCUCAGAGGAGCCCGAAGAACUGCCUACCAUCAUCCACCCUCCUCCUCCCCUCCCUGGCGACAUCGCUUUGAACGACAGCCGCACGGUCGACUUCAGCACCAUCCCUCCCCCUCCCCCUCUCCCAGCCAACAUCCCUCCGCCCCCGGCCAUUACGCCCCCUCCCCCUGCGCACCCGGUUUUUAAGGAACCUCCGCCCGAAACGGACGGCCUUCCGCCCCGCCCGCAGUUCAAGGAGCCCCCGCCCGAGCCCGCGACCCCCACGCGCCCCGCGCACUUCGCCGAGCCCUCGUUCGACGACGUCGAGCGCCCCUACCCGGCCGCGCCGAAGCCUGUGCCCGCGGGCUUCCGGCGCUCCGCGUCGCCGAGCGUCGUCACCACGCCGUCGGACUCGCGCAGCCCGUCGCCCUCGAAGAGCGUGACGCCGACGUCGACGAGCACGCCGCCCCUGCGCGGGCCCCGCAUCUCGCGCGGCCCACGCCCCGCGAGCUCGCUCAACCGCCAGUCGCUCGUCGGACGCCCGGCGAGCCCUGGGGCGCUGCCCGAGGGCAUGGGCAACGGCGCGAGCGGGCUCAAGCGGCAAGGGUCGCGCACGAUGACGAAGCGGAGCAGCAUCAGCCGCGUGUCGGAGCUGUCGCGCCGCACGAUGGCGAGCGACGCCGAGGACGAGAUCGUUCAGUGA
This is a messenger RNA of Epithele typhae, 3390 nucleotides long. RefSeq lists its product as uncharacterized. Gene Ontology annotation, cellular component: division septum; plasma membrane; cytoplasm. Gene Ontology annotation, molecular function: GTPase activator activity. Gene Ontology annotation, biological process: small GTPase-mediated signal transduction; cytoskeleton organization. NCBI's taxonomy places the organism in Eukaryota, Fungi, Basidiomycota, Agaricomycetes, Polyporales, Epitheliaceae. The record is from RefSeq and is a predicted model, not a curated record. The transcript has 11 exons. Bases 1 to 3390 code for a protein of 1129 amino acids.